Molecule: messenger RNA, 8316 nt
Organism: Rhineura floridana
Lineage: Eukaryota; Metazoa; Chordata; Lepidosauria; Squamata; Rhineuridae
Gene: ZCCHC24
Product: zinc finger CCHC-type containing 24
Exons: 4
Coding region: 94-816 (240 amino acids)
Molecular function (GO): zinc ion binding; nucleic acid binding
Source: RefSeq, a predicted model, not a curated record
AGGGGGAAAAGUUGAUCAAGCGACCAAGAGGCAUUUUCCUCGGAGGAGGGAGGGGAAAAAUAUCUCCGAGGGGGCAGCUUUGGGUGGGCAAGGAUGAGCCUGUUGUCAGCCAUCGACACAAGCGCUGCCUCCGUCUACCAGCCUGCCCAGCUUCUCAACUGGGUCUAUCUGUCCUUGCAAGACACGCACCAGGCCAGUGCCUUCGAUGCCUUUCGGCCGGAGCCUUCUUCGUCCCAGCACCCGGAGCUGAAUUACCCUAGCAAGAACACCACAGAGCUCGGCUCGUCCCUCAAUUCCAGCUAUCUCAACAGCUUUUUCCAGCUCCAAAGGAACGAGGCAUUGAGCAGCAGUCUAUAUAAGAGUGCCUCUCCCUAUGGCUCCCUUAAUAACAUAGUAGAUGGCUUGAGUUCCCUCACCGAACAUUUCUCUGACAUAUCCCUCUCAUCAGAAGCUAGAAAGCCCAGCAAGAGACCACCGCCCAACUACCUAUGUCAUCUUUGCUUUAACAAGGGACACUACAUCAAGGACUGCCCACAGGCACGUCCAAAAGGAGAAGGCCUGACACCGUACCAGGGGAAAAAACGCUGCUUUGGUGAAUACAAAUGCCCCAAGUGCAAGAGAAAAUGGAUGAGUGGAAACUCCUGGGCCAACAUGGGACAAGAAUGUAUCAAGUGCCACAUUAAUGUGUAUCCUCAUAAGCAGAGACCCCUGGAAAAGCCUGAUGGUCUGGAUGUUUCGGAUCAAAGUAAAGAACACCCUCAGCAUCUCUGUGAAAAAUGCAAAGUGUUGGGGUACUACUGCCGCCGUGUGCAAUAAAUCCACACAGGGAUCGCCUCUGCCACCACCUUUUUAGAUCCUCUGGCACCAAACAAGUCAAAAGGAAGGGGGAAGGGAGAGAAAAAAUCAGACAAGAAUCCUAAACAUCACCAAUGUUGCCUAUCAAACUAAUAAUAUGCCUUACAUUUAGUAGAAUGUAACCCUUUUCCUGUGUAUGUGUAUACGUGCAAGUUGUAUUUAUAGGACUACAGUGUUUUUUUAUAUAUAUAUGAAACAGAAGUUACUGAUGUAGGGCACAAACCACCAAGUGCUGCUGCUGUAUGGCCUCCAUGCUUUCCUGUGAGUUGCACAACAGCCUCACAUAAGCCAGACUGAAACAGGUGGGGGUCAUGCAGCAGCAGUUCUUGCUGGGUUGCACCCAUCCUGUUCCAGAAGAAAUCACUGAUGUGGUUUCUGUUGAUUGUUUACACAGUUCCAAUAUCCUGUCAGGUGAAACAGUAUUGUUUGUCAAGAAAGAGAGGUAUAUAAUGUCAUGGCUAUUGCAGUCAUUAGACAAAAUGGACAGAAUGUUAAAGCAUGGGUUCUAGCCAAUGUCACAAACAAUAUAUUUUUCUAAUUGAACAAGGGCGAAGCCAGGAAAAAGUGUGUGUAUGAGAGUUUGGGGGGGGGGGAGAUGUUCAUUUUUCUUGCCUUUAGGGUUGGUCUGAAAGUUGCAUCUGGUUGCUUGCUUCCAAGAGUCCAGGGCCACUGAAAUGAGGCUUUUGGUAGGCUUUCAAUUAAUAGAAUCUGAGGGUUAAAUAGAACAAGUGAAUAAUUGUUGGUGGGAGUGUUUUGGAUGGAACUGUAAUGGUAGAAGCAGGAAGGGUCAAUCAGGAAUUCAUCUUUCUUAGGUAGCAAUCUUGAGCAUGUUUACUUAGAAGGAAGAUCUAUUGAAAUUGACAAGGCUACUUUUAAGUAAGCACAUGUAAAAUGCAUUUGUUUUUGAAGGAUGCUGUUGAUGAAUAACGUCCCCUUGUCACAAUUUCUCUACCUUCUCUCCCCUCCUUUAUGUGCUUACCAUGCUAAUGGUGGCUAAAAUUCCUACUACUGUGGAAGCCCCAUAGCCAACAUUUUUUUUGUAGCUAACAGGAUAUAUGCUACUUUCUUGCUGUUGUAAUAGCAGGUGGAGCCCCUUCCCCUCAUGCUCCUGUUUCUCAGCCGUCAUCAUUCUCAUUUGCAUACCCUGUUAUGCAGCUUGGCCCUUCACUUCUUCUAGAGCAGAGAGAUCCUAUACUUGGCAUUUACCUGCAGUUCAAAAGGGGCUUCACAGUCUGAUGGGCCAGGCAUCCAUCUGCUUCACAGUCUGAUGGGCCAGGCAUCCAUCUGCUCCACAGUGCUCACACAUGCUGGCUCAGAGAGAUGAAGAAAAAAUGUACGUACUCUCUACAUCUAAAAAAAUACGUCAGCUUCCUAAACAGUAGAUAGCGGGAGCUUCCUCAUAACCCUUCAGUGGCUCCUCAACAACAUCGGUGUUAAUAUAUUCCUUUCUGCUCUUCAUUUGAACUGCCCUUGAGCUGCAUGUGACUUACAGGCAGUGAUGAUACAGGGCAGGAAUGGAUAGAGACACUGAUUACUUGCCAAACAAUAUGGUGCCUACAACUUCACCUGCAUUAUUACUGAAGGAUGUUUCAUACAUUUUGCCCUGCACAGGACCCACUGAAAAUUGCUAUCAAGCUAAUCACAAGCAGGCCUGUGUGGUGCAAUCUAAUAGUUGAGAAACUCUCUAAAUCAGCACCAGCAGAUACCAUGAUUUUGUGCCAGUGGUAUGGUGAACCUCCGUGUGGUUGUAUCAGUGGCCCAAAUAGAACACCUACCACAUGGAGUGGCAUUGUGCCAAAGAUGUUUGGUGGGAGCCAUAACUUCUGAAUUGGCCUUGAGCUGAGAACAGAAGAAAAGCAUGAUGGGAGUUUGGGGUGGGGAGGAACACUUAAUUUACUUGCUUUCAUCACUGCUUACAAGCUUCUGUUUGGCCUCUGUUUUGUUGCAUGUUAGGCCAAAAAAGCUCAAUCACAAAACAAGUUGCAUCAAAAUUGCUUAGAAUACCCCAGCAGUGUUGCAUGCACGUUACAGGGCUGCUACUUCAUUAGUGCAGAAGAUAUGCCAGUACAAAUAUUUAGGAUCAGGAUGGUCAGAGGUAAAUGUACUGUGAAUAAUGGGGGAAAUUCCCCAAACCUUAACUGAAAAAAUACAUUAGUCCUACUUAUUAAUUCUAGAUUCAAUAACACUUUCAGGAACCUAUAAUAAUUUUAUGUUAAAUAUCAAGUAAUAUAUCUAAGUAGCCAAAAGGAUAUUAUAGAAAUGCAUAAAGAAAAUUACACUGCAGAGCCUUUCCCUUUCCCUAUCUAUACAAAACGUUACUAUGUAGUUUAGGGGAAAUGUAAUAUUUGCACCAAGUGAGAGAAUUUGAAGUAAAUAUAAUAUUGGAGCUGCUCUAACUCCUUUCUGUAUUAUGUAUUAAAUUUAAGAGCAUAGAUAAAGCAGUGACUGGACCAUAAUAUGUACCACUGAUUUCUACAGAGAAUCACAGGUGAUGUCAAAUAUUCUUCAUUUAAAGUGAUCUUCAGGGGAAUGUUUUGGUUCCUGGCAAAGCAGGGUCACUUCUGUAUUAAAUCAUCUCAUACCAGAUUACAUGGGGAUUGUGCCAUGCUAUACACAAGUGAAUAUUUUAUCAGCAGUAAUCAUGAAGAGCUUCAGUGAUUAGAUCAAGGAUAAAAUUAAUACUGAUAUGUGUUUCACAUCUAGAACCUGAUAGUAAAGGGCUGCAGGGCAAGGAGAUUUCAAUAGAGCUAGCCUCCCCAACAAUCAUUGGAAUACUCCAGAAGCUCAGUCUGCUUCCAUUCCCACUGCAAACAGAUAAAGUUGUUUUAUACUGAGUCAGACUGGCAAUAGCUCUCCAGGAUAUCAGGCAGUAAAGUAUUUCUUUCUGACUUUACUCCAGAAGUCUCUUAACAGGAGAUGCUCAGAACUGAAUCUGGAAUCUUCUGCACGUGCUUUACCACUGAGCUAUAGUCCCACUUGUGGUUUGUGGAUCUGAAGACAAACAAUGGUUUUUAAGAGAGGUGAAAGUGCUACGACAGAAGUGGGUUUUUUUCUGUUGUGUACAUACACACUCAUUUAUUUUGCCUCACUGUUAUCUUGGGUAAAGAGAUCAUGUAGGGUGUUUUUUUUUUUUGGAAGCACUAUAAAAACCUGCCGCCCUGGGCUCCUGCUGGGAGGAAGGGCGGGAUAUAAAUCAAAUAAUUAAUUAAUUUAAUAAAUAAUAGAUAGUUUGAGCAUCAUCCAGCCGUACUGUAUGUGAUGCAGGAUCACUGGGCCAGGUUCUGCUAAUGACUUAAUUUUUCUCAACUUGAAUAAGUCAUUAAUUCUCUCUAGGCCUCAAUAAAAUGGGUGUUAUAUUAAUGACCUUAUGUGGGUUUUAUGAACUCUGAUUAAUAUCUUCUCAACUUUAGGGAUAGAGUGGUUUUUAUUUUCAAAUAACGUUCCCUGACAUGGUUAGAUAAAAUUUAUGAGUGACUCAGUGACUACUUGAAGAUAUUGUGACUACAGGAGAGCAAGGGAUUGGGCCAUUUCUGCAUCAAAUCUUGUUUACAUGAGCAGCUCUAAGAUAGCAACCCCUGAACUUCUUUCUCUGUUUUGUUUACAUGAGCAAGGGGUCAGUCAAAGCAGAAGGAAACAGAAAGUCAGCAAGGGAGCCCCUGGAUAAAAAUGUUUGACUUCCUUUCCAUUUCAUUGCCAGAUAAGUGACUGUGUAAAGAAUGUAUGGUCAUUAUCCUGGGCAUGCAGAGAGUAGCAGUGGCAUUUAAAAACUUGAACUUUAAUGGCAAUUCUGUUUCAUUCUUGAGGAAGAGUUAAUAUAAGAGAUAUGGUUACAAAAGAGCCAUAUAUUAUACCAUUUACAGUAUUUCUCUUUGAGCACUUAUAAAAUGUUAACAGUAAUCUUUACAACUUUACAAAUCUAAUAAGGAAAAAUGAAAUAUUAACUAAUAAAGAUUGUAACUGUGGGAGGCGAUUCCCACGUUUUCCCAUAAAACAAUUAAUCUGUUGGACUAUGACCUGGGAGACCAGGGUUCAAAUCCCCACACAGCCAUGGAGUGCACUGGAUGACCUUGGGCCAGUCACUGCCUCUCAGCCUCAUGAAAACCUUAUUCAUCGGGUCGCCAUAAGUCGGAAUCGACUUGAAGGCAGUACAUUUACAUUUUAAGAAAUACGCUUCUAGUGCAAAUGUAUGCUGCUAUUGCACUUACAGAGAAUGCCAAAUAUAUGCUUUGCAAACAAGACAACUAGAAAAUCUGGAAGUUAUUUUUCAGCAUAUAUUAAAAAUAAGGGCCAAUUUGCACACUUCAUUUUACAUUUGAGGCAGUCAUCCUUAUAACUACAUGCACACAAAUAUGUUGGCUGGUGUCCAAAGAGCUGGAUGUGCAUGUCUAGCAUACUUCCACACAUGUACACGAAGACUUUCCCAAAUUUCACUUCUGACCACAGCACCUUGCUCUGUUUGAGAUUCCACUCUGGAUGUCCCCCCCCCAACAUUCUGGAAUGGCUUUUCAGGAGGCACAAAGGAUAGAUGUGGGAAGCAUUCCUCCCACUCCUGAAAAGAUCUGGCACUCACAUGCAAGUCCACAGACAGCUCUUUGAAUCCCAUGAAUCUCUGGCAAUUCUCCUAAUCAUGUAUUACCAGUGCCAAUGUUACAUUCACCUAUGUAUGUAGAUAGGCUUUCCAACACAUGUGCCCAUGACCAAAAAAAAAAUCCCAUGCCAUACAUCACACAUAAAGGUGUACCUGGUUUCCCCUCCUACAGAGAUCCAUGCAGGAAAAUGUAGUGUUUUACAAUCUGCCAACUACUGUUGCCAUGUAACCGCAUUUGUAUCAAAUCUCUUUGAGCCUAAUUCCAGUUACUUGGAAGUUCCAGUGAAAUUAAAAUGUGAGUUUAGGAUUAUGGGGUUAGAUUGUAUCAAAAUAAGUUGUACUAAAGUAGCAUGAUCCAACCAAAGUGCAGCACUUUUUAAAUUCCAUCAGUUUCCAUAGCAGAAGCACCUGAGGCAUGGGACAGAGUUCAGAACAUAUGGGUUGCAUAACUAAAAUUUUAGGAUGAAUAUCUGGUAUCCUCUUUUUAAAAGGGUUCUCUGAUGGCAGGGCUGGGAAAUACCUCCACCCAACACCUCAGAGAACCACUGCCAGUCAGAAUAUAGAUCAUCCAGAUCUUGAUGGACCAACAAUCUGAUUCUGUAUGAUGCAACUCCCAAUAUCUGUUGAAAUCAAUGGGACUUAAAAGUGCUUUUAGUUUUGGCUAGAUUGUGCUCAAUAUGUUCUUCAAGGUUUUAUUUGGGUUCUAGUAGUGCUUAGUCAACCUCAUGUAAACCUUGUUAAAAUUUAAGCAAGCGGAUACUGUGUUUUAAUUCAGACUUAAUAUAAUGAUCCACACUGCAUCAUUCUUUAAGACAGGUUUUUUUUUACACUUAACCAGGAUGGCAGUGCCUGUUUUAUGUCUACAAAGACCACUGCCUCUGGAGAUAUCAUUGGAUGGCUGAAGCACUCAGUAAGCCAAUCAUAGCUAUACAAAUGAAGGUUUGCGUUUUCUUAGGAUGAAUAUCAAAGGGACAAUCGUGUGCAGUUAAUAGAUGUAGUCAAUUGAUAUAAAUGUUUACCCCUGUUAUGAAAUAUUUUACCGUUUUACUUGCAGAUGUGUAUUUAUCUUGACUUAUACUUGACUUAGAGUUCCUUUCUGUUUUUUUUAAUACUGUGUGUGUAUUUUGGAAAAAUCUUUUUAGGUGUUUAAAAUUUUUGAAUGGUUACAAAUAUUCCUUUGUAAUACUGAAUUGUUAUCUGGAAACUCUUUGCAGUAACCUUUUUUGUAUAUAUUUGAGGGCCUUUUUUAAAAACAAAAGUUUGUUCUGUUUGGGGUUUUUUUAAGUGUUUUUACAACUCUGAAGCUUUCAAAAAGGGCCUUGGUUCUCUACUAGAAUACUAACAGAGCUGAGAGUUUUCUUAAGUAUUAUACAAAAUUAUGGGUGUAUCCUCAAGAAAAUAUUUAUGGAAGAAAUUUGCUUUUGCUUUUUUGCUUUUUUUUUACAAUGCUUUUGUCUGUAUAAAGUAUGCAACAGAACUACAUUAAGAAGGAAAUAUUGUCUACAUAGAAUAUUAUAUGAAAGUUGGUACAUAAUUCUGACAUGAAGAAAAAACCUUGCAAUUCUUUAAGCCAUAUUGUUGUUGUUUUCCUUUGGAUGAAAAUAUCAGUAUUAAGUAACCAAUCUAUUAUUCAGGUGUUUAGAACUUAUAUUAAUAUGCUUAUUCAGUUUAUUUAUAUGUGUAUUUGAAAUGUAUUGCCUUUCUAGAUAAGCUAUUACUGAUUAGGUAAGAAUCAGAUGUUAAACUAUCACUUUAUGACCUUGUGAAAGACACACUUACACACUUAUAGCCCACUCCUCACAUUUAUGAUGAGGCUAUAAUUAAUGACUGCUGUGUUGGCACAACAGUAUAGUGGCAUAGGACAGACUACAGUGCAAAGAGUUAGAAUUGAAGUGUAAAUGCUCAAAGGACUUCUUCACACAUUGUACAGAUUUUUUUUUAAAUAACGUAUACCUAAACAUAUAAAGGGUAAAUGUUAUAAACAGGUAACAUCAUUCAGAUCCAAAAGGUGGAUUGGCUGCAGCCCCCUAGGUUUGUUGCUAUGUAAUGUGUGAAAUGAUCCAAAGAGUCAACAUUUUAUUUCAGAAAUUGUACAACAUGAUUAUAUUAUCUGAUUUUUUUUUUUUACAUUGUCUCUUCAGGUUGGGUGGAGAAAACAUUGUUUUACAAAGCAAAGCUCACAGCAGUUUGCAAAAACACCACAGUGAGAUUUGCAAUGCAAUACUAGUAGUGAAACAAUAGUGUCAAAUCAAUGGUCAUAAUCAAGAAAGGUUUAGAUUGAUGCAAGCAUUUUGUGUUUAUUUUUAUUUAGAAUUCAUAAAAUGAUACAAUAUGCAUGUGCACAUAUUAUAUGCAUCUUAUUUCAUGGUUUCACAUCGUUUCAUUUUAUAAAGAUUGUUUCUUUGUUUCUUAAACCAUGCUAAAAAUGGCAGAUCAGUUCAAUCUUGUACGGGACUUGUAUUUCCUUUACAAAGGUUAUUUAGAGCAGCAAUCACUACAUUGCAUAAAGCUAAGUCUGAUCAUAUUAAUGUCUGCAGGUUUAGAUUAGUUAAAUUACUUAUUAACUUUAAAAAAAAAAAAAACACCCUAGCUGUACCCACAGAAUAUUUUUUCUCUUCUAUAACUGACACUUAACUUGUACAGCUUAAAAUAAUAAUAAAAAUAAUAACAUUUCUAUGGACAUAGGCCUCAGAGGCGCCAGGCUUAUCUCAGCCACCAAGGUGACCAUUGGUUAGCUGGGCCGUUUAAAAGACUGCCAAAUCUCUGUUGUGGAUUGUCCAUAAAAUGGCAUUCCGACAUGUGCCUUAUUUGCUGAUUAGUAUAUGGCUUGCCUUUAGCAUUAUAGCAGUUUAAUGCACUAUUAAAAUACUGCA